Symbiodinium sp. CCMP2592 is the source of this 603-nucleotide messenger RNA. The record is from the annotation of a GenBank genome assembly. NCBI's taxonomy places the organism in Eukaryota, Dinophyceae, Suessiales, Symbiodiniaceae.
AUGACAUCCGAGGGCGCAUGGCGGCCGGACCUGAGGUUCAGCCACGUGGACAUCGUGGUGGAGGACAUCCAUGCUUUCCUGAGCACCUGGUGUCCUCGUUUGGGCUUCGUGGCUUCGAAGGUUCAGACCUGGGGCGGUCCUGAGGAGCCCACUUGGACGGAGUAUGCGAGCGUUUUUGACCCGAACGGCCAGCUGGUCUUCAUGGCGGUCGAGGGGAAGAAGGGAGCCCAUGUAGAGCUACUGAGGAAGUAUGGCUCCGGUUCCAUCUACCGACUCUGCUUUAAGACUGACAACCUCGAGGCCUGCUUUGGCCAUCUUAAAGCUUCUGGGACCAAGGCGACCAACUUGGAGGGGGUUCCUUUCAACUCCUUUCAAGACGUUAUCAACAGUGGCAAGAGAAUUCUGUGGCUGGAGAGAGAAGGCGAGCUGUCGAUGGAAAUCCUCACCGCGCCGAUUAUUGAUUCCGGGUGCGCGAAACUGAAGCGAGAAGUGGGCUUCGUAUCAAAUCAGCUAUCUGCAUGGCAGCGGCGCGUUUGUGCUGCGACUGCUUUGGGCGCAGCGUUCAUUAUUGGAGUUUUCUUUGGCAGAGCCUCUAUACGGUGA